AUGUUAGGAGUUUCCUGGGCGGCUCGCCCGACGCACCAGCGGCUGAGGUUGUCGGGUCCCGUGCCCGCCCGGGGCGAUGCUUUGCGUCCGGCCCGCCCCGCGGGAGCCGCCGUUCGUCGGCGUUGUCCGCGGGGUCCGGUCCCCCCACCCGAGGGCCGUAUGCCGCAGCCUGCCGGCGUCCGCGAGGGCGCCCGGGUUCAGGAACACCUGCGUGCGGACCGGCACUGA
This is a messenger RNA of Penicillium alfredii, 228 nucleotides long. RefSeq lists its product as uncharacterized. Lineage: Eukaryota; Fungi; Ascomycota; Eurotiomycetes; Eurotiales; Aspergillaceae. Bases 1 to 228 code for a protein of 75 amino acids. The record is from RefSeq and is a predicted model, not a curated record. The transcript has 2 exons.